Pterocles gutturalis (yellow-throated sandgrouse) is the source of this 538-nucleotide messenger RNA. Its product is annotated as NKG2-F type II integral membrane protein-like. The record is from RefSeq and is a predicted model, not a curated record. Lineage: Eukaryota; Metazoa; Chordata; Aves; Pterocliformes; Pteroclidae. The annotation marks the transcript as partial. The transcript is spliced from 4 exons.
GAUGCUGCUUACUGCAGCCAAGCCUAACUCCAACCUUUACGUCCUCAACCAGUUCUUGUCCACGUCCUUAAAAAUAAAUGGAGGAAAUUCAGAUACAGAUCUGGACUUUGUAGCUAGUUGGACUUCUAAAUUCCAAGUAAAGCAAAGUGAAAAAAAGCAAUACUUGAAAGCGUGUGACAGGAAUGAAAAGGAGCACAUCUAUCUCAAUGUGAAACAUUGCACUUCUUCCAAGAAACUGACGAUGAGAAGACAAAGAACAGAGGAGAACAAGCACAUCAAGAACAAAGAUUCUCCUGUUUCAUGUACUACUUGCUGGAUUGUUACAGUGAUUCUAGGGAUCCUUUUCUUGGCAUUACUGGGAACAACACUGAGUUUUGUUAUCAAAGGCUGUCAGUGUCCACGCUGCCCUGAGGAGUGGGUGGCCUACAGAGGGAGCUGCUACUUCUUCUCCAAGGAGAGAAAGGACUGGCACUCCAGCCAGGACUCCUGCCGGGCACAGGGAGCUCAUCUCCUGGUGAUCAGUGGUACCAGCAAUAUG